Nematostella vectensis (starlet sea anemone) is the source of this 3399-nucleotide messenger RNA. RefSeq lists its product as uncharacterized. The record is from RefSeq and is a predicted model, not a curated record. The transcript is spliced from 5 exons. Gene Ontology annotation, biological process: regulation of transcription by RNA polymerase II. Gene Ontology annotation, molecular function: RNA polymerase II cis-regulatory region sequence-specific DNA binding; DNA-binding transcription factor activity, RNA polymerase II-specific; protein dimerization activity. Bases 59 to 1102 code for a protein of 347 amino acids. NCBI's taxonomy places the organism in Eukaryota, Metazoa, Cnidaria, Anthozoa, Actiniaria, Edwardsiidae.
UAAGAAACCGACGCUCUGCGAGUCCCGUGGUUCAAUCGGACCGCCGUAAAGUAUUGUCAUGAGUUUAAACACACUGCUGAAGGCUGCAGAGUUUUUAGAGCUCUCUUCUGAGCGAUCUCCGAGGGAAAAUUCAAGUACACGUGGACAACAUGCAGUAGUCUUUAAUAUAGACAGGAGAAGAGUUGUCUCGGAGUCUGACGCCCUCGAUCGUCGCCGAAGACCUGGCGGUGCUGGUACAAGAGAAACACACAAUAAGCUGGAAAAGAAUCGGCGAGCGCAUCUGAAAGAGUGUUUCGACGUUCUCAAACGAGAAGUGCCAACUUUAGAAGACAAGAAAACUUCCAAUCUGAACAUACUUAGAAGUGCUUUAAAGCACAUUCAGAUUCUAAAGAAACAAGAGCGAGAGUAUGAGAAUGAGUAUGGCCAGCUAAAGUUGAGUAACCGUGCUAAGCGUGAACGAGCCGAUGCCUUAAAACAGUUCUUAAUAGCAGAGAGAAAGCUGCCACCAAAUUUAGAAGUUUCCAAGGUAAAACCGAUAGGAGAUGCUAAACCUCCAUCAACUUGUACAACAGCAACAGCGGCUAGCUGCCCAGUGUCUGUUUCGACUCAAACUCCACCGAGUCCAAGCAAAGAGGGCGUCAAAUGCAUAACGUCUGUUUCAAGUGAGUGCAAUGGUGCUGUGAGUACUUGUACAAACGACUCGGGGAUCGAAGAAAACCAUGCAGCCUCUGACAAUGAUACCAAGACGUAUUAUAAUGAAUGGUCUAAGUUGGAAGAUAACGAUGAUGAAAAAACAGAUACGGACGAAGGGCUUAGUCAUUCUGAAGACGAGAGAGACAUUGAGAUUGACGUAGUUGGUCAAGAUGAUGUUGGCAUUCUUGAGAACAAUCAUGUGAAAAUGGUGGAGGAACCAGAGUCCCAGGUUGACAAGGAUCAGUGCGACACCGUGUUAAAGGGAUGGAGUACGACGCCUUAUGCGAAUGCUGGGAGACGGAAGAGAUCCCGCUCGGCCGACAAGAGAGAGGAAGACUCCGAUUACGAUGGUGACACCAAGGAAGAGCCUAAAACAAAAAUUCAAGCGUGUGCUCGCGUUAGCAGCUAGAUUGAAAACCUUGCCUAAUAUUGGAGUCUAAGGAUUGAUUAUCUAAUCCGUGAAUAGUGUUUUGGUAGCUUCCCCUCUGUAAGUUUUGGUAUGUGUAAAUUAGAAUGAGCAGAAUCAUUAUGGUAUAGCUAGAUAAAUACAAUCAUAAUAAUACAGUCGCUUCGUCACUGAUUUCAAUCAUAAAAAUAAUAAUAUUGUAUAUAGUGUUUGCGAAGAAAAGUAAACAUACUGCGACAUGGAAUUAAAAAACAUCAAUAUUAGCUCCAAUACUGAAUUGUAAUCUAAACAGCGAGCUCUUUACUUCACUUAUUUUUUGCAGAGCCCGGGGCUCCGUCAUUAUUUUCCUAAAAGCUGUGCUUUAAAGGAACGUUUUCUUUUCCUCUUUAAAAUGUUAUUGUUCAGUAUGAAUUAAAAUUUAAGUACCUUUAAUGCAACAUAGCACAGAAACAGUCACAAAUAACUGAAGAACUAUUUGUAUCUCUAUGGCACCAUUGUCAUUACAAAGGCCAUGAUUAUAAGAAUAUUGUGAGGGCUAUAAGCUAAUGUGCUUAAGGUCACAUGGAGAAUUGGUUAGGCUGGAGCAGUCAGUAUUGGAGAAAACUCUACUGCCUUUCCCAUACUUUGGUGUCCAUUAACAGUGGUAUUGCUAGAUUGUUAGUUAGACCAAGAGUACGUAAUAUAAAAUAAUUAAAAUAUACCAUAAACAUUUGAAUACAUAGGCUCUUUUACCUGGUAGUUUUUGGUUUACCGCAUUUGGUAUUGGUUCCUAAAUAUGUUGACCAGUUAGGUCUUGAUUAUCUUUUGCUACUGCGUAGCAGUUUUCCGACUGGUUUUGAAGUGUAAACAAAUAAAUAUGCCAUGGUCCAUUUUUGGACUGUUAUGAUCUUCGAACCGCUUCUUGUGUUUUGGUAUCUUUUUAUUUCGAUGUGCGAAGGAUUGGAGCCGUAGGCCGUAGAGCUAGACAGAUAUGGCUCUGUUUACUUGUAUUUUUGCCGGAGGGGCGGGGGGUACAUACAAUUUUGAUUCAUUUGUCCUUUGCUAUGUAUCUGCCUAGACUUAGACCGCUCAUAUUAACCUCAUAUGUUUACUAAAAACUAAUAACCCAAAAUAUACAAACCUACCUAAGCCAAAAAAAAAAUCAAAAGGUUCUUAUUUGAUGAGUUAGUCCAAUUAAAAUUGAAACAAAUUAAGGGGCUUUAAAAUAUAAAUUUGCUAAAUGUUUUGCUGGUCAUUCAAGAUAUGUUUACAGAUACAUCUUACAUACAGUAGGAUAUCUCUGUUAGCUAAAUGGCUAAGUAUUCAGUCACACUCCGGUAUUAUGAAUCCUACUGCUGAUUAUUAAGCAACUUUGAAAAAAAAAAUUAAGAACCUAAUUAAAACCUAUUUUGCCUUAAUUUUUAGUAAGAACCCCAAAAUAUAAGAACCUGUUUUGCAAGACAAAAAAACAACUAGGUUCUUAUAUGCGGGCUUUUGCUGUAGUGUGAUCAGAUACGAGAGCUUUUCAAAUUGUUGGAAAAAGGACUAAAUAUUAUAUGUUCUACUAAACAAAGCGGUCAAUCGGUCAUUUUUGCUAAGUUUCGGUUGGCAGCCAAAACAGCAAACUCUAAAUGGCCACUAGACAACGCCAACAGACCUCCUCCUGCGGGGAGAGGGUGGCUUGUUAACCUUUCACUGCUUUGUCCCGAUCAGGUCAGCGGAAGGCGGUUAGCCUGGCUAUUUCAGGGGAUACUUUAAACACGAAGGCGCGGUAUAUAAGGGCCUAAGCCCCGCCCCCAUUUUCCAAAUGGAGAAAAAUUCUAAUAUGGCGGCCAUUACCGUUACGAGCCCAGUCAAGAAAGAAUGCCCCCAAAUCUAAUGAUUUGAUAUCAAACGAAUAAAUCAUUUCCCAAAUGAAAGAAAAAAUGUGUUUGAUUUGUACUUCAAGCCUUUCUUGGCAGCGAAAAAUGCAUAUUUGUCUUAGAAUUCGUACAUUUACGGCGCGAUUUCAAUUCUCCCGCCUUUCCCUUUGACGCCAUUUGUGGUGUGCUUACCUUCCCGACCUUCCUAGGGAAGCAUUUGGUGAGCUUGGGCCCGCAAUGACUACAGUUAUUGCUUAGCAGCCUAUCCUUAGGGAUUAUGCGUGCAACGGGGUGCAAGCAGAGCUAAUUUUUGCCAUUCUUAGCGUGUUUAGAAAACAUGUUUCGUUUAGCGUUUUCGCCUCAUUUCUUCGCACUUUUUUGGCCCGUAGCAUUCGUAUUUCAAUUAGACAUUCGGUGAAAUAAUGAAGAGCAUUGUACUCUGGAAAGAAGCACCUAAAA